GGUCACAGACUGUGGCAAUAUCAGGGAACAAGGCUGUAGCUGUUGAAGCACCUGGAAGCGAACUGAAGUUUCUGGCUAUCUCACAAAAUCGGUGACUGAGCUGCCCAGUGCAAGGAUGGAGUUCCUCUGGUGUCCGUUGAUGAUGAUCGGGAUCCUUGCAGGGACUGCGGUGUCUCAGGGCUGCACCCCACCACCAGGGGCUCAGAACUUGGCGCUGGGGCGCCCGGCCACUCAGACCUCCACAUAUGACAAUGAAGAGAUAGGAAAAGCCGUGGCUGGAAAGGCCGUGGAUGGAAAACGCGAUGGGAAGUGGCUACAAGGCUCCUGCAGCCACACCCAGCUUGACACAGAACCGUGGUGGAGGGUGGACUUGGGCAGUCGUCAGUCUGUCUCUGCGGUGAUCGUGAAGAACAGGGAGGACUGCUGUGGGGAGAGACUCGAGGGGGCCCAGAUCCGUGUGGGAGAUGCCGUGGCUGACCAUGGCAAGCACGACCCCAUCUGCGGGACCAUCACCGACAUCGCACCAGGAUCCCUCAGCACCAUCUGCUGCAACGGGCUGGAGGGCCGUUACGUCACCGUCACCAUCCCGGGCAGGGCAGAGUAUCUCACCGUGUGUGAGGUCGAGGUCUAUGGCACCCAGCGGGGGGAUGAUGAUUGUGAGCCAGGCAGCAGCAACAAAGCGGUGCUCAGCCCCGAGCCUGGGCCGCGAGCUCUCCCUCGGCCACACGCUUUUGACGCCUCGCCCUGGCUUGCUUCCGCUAAGGUCUCCCAGGCCGUAGCCGCCUCGCCCACCGCGCCCGAGGCGGAGGGCUUGGCCUUUGGGCACCCGGACCCAUGGCGCGGGGUCUCCCAGGCCGUAGCCGCCUCGCCCACCGCGCCCGAGGCGGAGGGCUUGGCCUUUGGGCACCCGGACCCAUGGCGCGGGCAGCUGGACUUCGCUUCCCAAGCGCAGUCGCCCACAGACCGUGGCAAUAUCAGGGAACAAGGCUGUAGCUGUUGGACCACCUGGAAGCGAACUGAAGUUUCUGGCUAUCUCACAAAAUCGGUGACUGAGCUGCCCAGUGCAAGGAUGGAGUUUCUCUGGCAUCUACUAAUGGCGAUCGGGAUCCUUGCAGGGACGGGGGUGUCUCAGCAAUGCAGCCCAGCACCAGGGGGUCAUAACUUGGCACGGCGGUGCCCAGCCACUCAGUCCUCCACAUACGAUCAAUACGAACCUGAAAGAGUCAGGGCUGGAAACGCCGUGGAUGGAAUACGCGAUGGGUUUUUGACACACGACUCCUGCAGCCACACCAUGUGCGAGCAAGAGCCGUGGUGGAGGGUGGACUUGGGCAGUCGUCAGUCUGUCUCCGCGGUGAUCGUGAAGAACAGGGAGGACUGCUGUGGGCAGAGACUCGAGGGGGCCCAGAUCCACGUGGGAGAUGCCGUGGCUGACAAUGGCAAGCACGACCCCAUCUGCGGGACCAUCACCAACACUACACUGGGAUCCGUCAGCACCAUCCCCUGCAACGGGCUGGAGGGCCGUUACGUCACCAUCGUCAUCCCAGGCAGAAGGGGGAUUCUCACUCUGUGUGAGGUCGAGGUCAUAGCUCAGGGUUGUCCCCGACCACCAGUGGGUUAUAACUUGGCACGGGAGCAGCCUGUCUCUCAGUCCUCCACGCACAAGGAAUACGGGCUUGAAAAAGCCGGGCCUGGAAAGGCCGUGGAUGGAAAAUGCGAUGGGAUUUUGGACCAUGGCUCCUGCAGCCACACCCAGGACGAGAGUGAUCCAUGGUGGAAUGUGGACUUGGGCAGUCGGUAUUCUGUCUCCACGGUGAUCGUGAAGAACAGGGAAGACUGCUGUGGAGAGAGACUCAAGGGGGCCCAGAUCCAUGUGGGAGACUCCAAGGAUGGCCAGGGCAAGCAAGACCCCAUCUGUGGGACCAUCACCGACACCGCACCAGGAUCCCUCAGCACCAUCUCCUGUGAUGGGAGGAAGGGCCGUUACGUCACUAUCACCAUCCCGGGCAGGGUGGAGGCUCUCACCCUGUGUGAGGUUGAGGUCUACGGCCCUUCCUGCGUCUCUCCUGUCGUUUGUCUGCAUCCCACGCUGUUCUGCCCAUGUCUCCCCUCCCCUUCCCUGGCAACGUGGUUCUGAUCCCACAGGAGCCAG
Messenger RNA from Mauremys mutica (yellowpond turtle), 2149 nucleotides. RefSeq lists its product as uncharacterized. The transcript is spliced from 14 exons. The record is from RefSeq and is a predicted model, not a curated record. NCBI's taxonomy places the organism in Eukaryota, Metazoa, Chordata, Testudines, Geoemydidae. Bases 116 to 2134 code for a protein of 672 amino acids.